Xiphophorus hellerii (green swordtail) is the source of this 5097-nucleotide messenger RNA. RefSeq names its product insulin-like growth factor-binding protein 4. The transcript has 4 exons. Bases 603 to 1379 code for a protein of 258 amino acids. Gene Ontology annotation, cellular component: extracellular region. Lineage: Eukaryota; Metazoa; Chordata; Actinopteri; Cyprinodontiformes; Poeciliidae. The record is from RefSeq and is a predicted model, not a curated record. Gene Ontology annotation, biological process: regulation of insulin-like growth factor receptor signaling pathway. Gene Ontology annotation, molecular function: insulin-like growth factor II binding; insulin-like growth factor I binding.
GAGACAGAGGAGAGAGCUUCAGCCUGGCUUUUCUCUGCUGCGUCUGGAGAGAGAGGCGUGUCCACGGACCAGUAUAAAGUCCAAAGAGAGCGGCUCGCAUUGAGACAUUCUCAGAAGACGGUCCUUCGUGUUGCACACUGACCAGAGGAGGAAACUGGAAACUGUGGCGAUUCUGUUUUUGAUUACCAGCUUUGCACAUGGACACUUGUUGACUAGGCAUUUUUUUGGCGUUUCCUCAAAAGGUGGAUGAUACUCACCUGAAGAAAUCACUUGUAUAUCUUUCAAUCUCAACAAAAAAAAUAUUUUUUAAUCACCAGAACAUUCUCUAGCUGAUAAAAGGCAGGCUCCAGUUUCUGCACUGUGAAAUUGAACCAGAGGAACAGAGAGGUAAUACAGUCGAGGCAUUGUGUCCUUGCAGUCGAAACACUAACCGGCUGACAUAUCAAAAGAUUCCUGGACAAAGUGUUCCUCUAAAACCUUCUUUGUCUGUCUAAAGUCUGCUGUUAGAGAGGAAAGUCAUCAAAAAGCAAGAGAAGGGAGGGGUGAACCUGAGAGGAUCCUUGACAAAGGGCAAAGGACUACGUGCAGGUGUCUGAGCUGUCAUGGUGCGAGGACGUGGCGUGACUUCAACCUGCUGGGGCCUGUGGACAUUCGGUGCCCUGUCACUGGCGGUACUGUGCUUAUCGGACCAGGCCAUUCGCUGUCCAGUGUGCUCCGACGAGAGGCUGGCCAGCUGCCGUCUGCCCGAGAGUUGCGAAGAAACAGUGCGCGAACCUGGCUGCGGCUGCUGCCCCACCUGUGCUCUUCCUAAAGGGGCACACUGUGGUGUGUACUCGCCCCGAUGUGGCACUGGCCUCCGAUGCUACCCACCACGGGGUGUGGAGAGGCCGCUGCACUCCCUGAUGCAUGGCCAGGGCAUCUGUACAGACGAGAGGGAAGUGGAGGAGAACUCAGUGGACAGACAGGAGGAGAUCAUCCCUGAACACCCGAACAACAGCAAUAUCCGGUGCAGUCCACAGGACAAGCGCUGCAUACAGAAGACCAUGGCACGACACCCUCUGAAAACCACAAAUCUGAGAAGCAACAGCGGCAGAGAGGAGACCAAGCCAGUGCUGGCGCCCUGCCGUGCUGAGCUGCAAAGAGCUCUGGACAGAUUGGCAUCCAACAGCCGCACCCAUGAUGACCUCUUCACUAUUCCCAUUCCCAACUGUGACAAGAAUGGAGAUUUCCACCCAAAACAGUGCCAUCCCGCACGAGACGGCCAUCGGGGAAAGUGCUGGUGUGUGGAUCCCAAGACAGGCAUGAGGCUCCCAGGGCCCCUGGAGCUGCGGGGGGAUCUGGACUGCCACCAGUUAAUGACUGCGACCCUAAGGGACUGAGGGGCGCAGAAAGGGACAGUUUGGGUUUGGUGAACCAGCUGAAUUUACUGGUGCUUUUAGUAGAACCAUAUGACUAAAGGACUUUAUACUUCAGCCGAGCUCUACCAAAGGCAAACAGUUGUGGAGUUUGUGCAAAGAAAAAAAAAAGGAAACCAUUAAAUUGAAUUAUUUUACUAUUAUGUUUCUGUAUGUGAGAGUAAGUGAUUUGAGUCUUUUGAGCACUUGUCUUGUUUUGUUCCUACCAUGUGAAAUUAAGACAGAUUGUCUUUAAACAUGUGCGCUUUAAAGUAUCAGGUGGUAGAAAAACAAAACACGCUUCUUCAGAAAGGGGCUGUACAUGUGAUUUAUGUAAGAGAAGACUCGAACAUUUUCUGUGUAAUCCUCUUAAAAAGUGGCAAAAAGCAUUUAGUCCACUUUAGUGUAGCUGAUGAAAAACAGAAAUUGAUCAUGUUUUCUUCCUUGUGUAGCACCAGAUUGGUUGGAAUUAGUGAGUCAGGAUCAUCCAGAAAUAUUUAGUUUGAAAGAUAAAGCUUAUGCAGCAAUUACUUUUUUGCAUCUCAUAUUCUCUAUGUAGAAUAAAGCACAAUGGACAGACAAAAAAAAAACUUAACUGAGUGAUAGCAUUAAAGUAGUAAAGAUUUAUGGAAUGGGAAUAACAGAUUCUAAGAAAUGAUAUGAAAGGGCUGCAAAAAACUGAAAAGCCCUUGUGAACUAACAAAGAAAAAGCCAUAGCCUUUCACAUCAAGUGCACCAAAGUGAAAAUUGAAAUUAAAUGAGAAAGUCUGUAUCUCUGAGAUCCCAGGACAGAUUUUAUUUAUUAUGCUGCAGUGAAUUCCCCUGUCAUAUUUUCUGACGAACAUCUUUAGCACAAAAAACAUGGGCAGUGUUGCUUUACUAAUAGCUCUGUGCACUGCUGAUAGGAUAAUCUUCUUUUCCAGCUGGUGCUAAAAGAUGCCAGUAUGACCCUUGUGUUUGUAUGGAUAUGCGUUGGCUGACAGGAUUUCUCCCCAGCAGACUGCUUGGCAGAACUAAUGGUGCUAUAUUCUGAUUGUGCCAAAAUAUGAAGCAAAGAUGGUUUCUACAGUUUUCUUUUGGCCAUUGUUUAGCAUUCAAGAAAAAGUGAGACAAAAGUAUUGGCAUAUAUGAGGAGCAACCUUAUGUGUUCAGCUUUCUGCUUUAGCUAUUGACAAAUAUUUUCCUUUUCUUUAAAAUGAUGAAAAUCCAGUAUACAGCUUUGCCCUAUAGUUGCCGCUAUUACAUUUUAAUUAGCUAGUGUUCUGAAAAAGGCAGAACAUUUUUGUUAAAUAAAACAGCAUUGUGUAAUGAGCUUUGGAUGACUUCUAGCUCACAAAUCAAGUGUUUUAAUCUGGUGUUGCUUCAAAUGUACCACAAAUAUCUCAAAGCAAACAAAGACAUGUUCUUGUAGAUUCACUCUUAAGCAUUAUGAUAUUCAAAAGAGCGUAAUGUUACUGAAGGUAACUAGUAGCAGUAGCUAAUAGCAUUCUAAUUGCAUAGGUGUACCAGUGGGCACUCAAAGGAGAGUACUGGAUUUAAGCUAACUUUUUAAUGUUGUCAGAUCUGGACAGUUGGGUUUGAAUGUUCAUCGGAAGAUAGUUAAUAUUGACUCAAGAAAAUAUUUCUGUUAGGUUCAUGUUUUGUGUAGAGGACAAAAUGCACCAAAGUUUAAAUAAAAAGUGAGACUGUGAAGAAAAGCAUUGACACUAGGCUAGCCAAACAUGUCCUCCUUGUGUGGAAAAUAGUAAUAUCAAAGAUCAAUUGCUGUUAGCACAAAUUCAAAGGGUGAGAUCAGAUUUUUGCUGUUGUUUACCAUUUUGCCACUUUAGCAUUUCAUAUUUUACAAUUUUGUUUACCUGACAAAGGAGGCAAAAGAAGUUUCCUACCAACCGUAUGCCAUGUUAUAACUGCCUUGCGGACAUUUUGUACCCACCUUGGACUACAAAAGAUUUAAAGUAGUUUAAGACACUUGUAUGUGACAAAAAAAUUAAAUAUACCAGCAGGAGGUCUUCCAUAGUUAUUCUGGUUAGAGCUGAGAUAGGACUUCACAAUAUCAGGAAAACAUAACUUUCCAAUAUUAUCGCAGAGUAUUGCAAUGACACCAUCAACUCCAAGUAACCCACUCACUAUUCUCUUCUCCAUUAUCAGAAUCUCCCUACACUUUACCAUGUCUUUCAUAAAGAUCUAAAGCAGACAAGUGAACAAUAUGCCACAUGAUUCAGAAACAAUGAAAUGCCUUCUCAUUGUAUCAAAGUAAUUAUUUCCAAUGUGAAUAUUGCACACUUAUGAGAAACUGGGCUGAUGAUUGUGAUUCAAUAUGUUGUGCAACUUCGUGAGGAGUCAUGCUUUUGCAAUAGACCGGAAAUUUGAAACCCUUUUGAAAUGUUAAAGAAUACAAAUUCAUAACAGUGAGUUAAUGAAAAAAAAAAGUCCUCUCUUAUUUAUUGUGACAACAAUUAUGACUUUGGAGUCUAUGACGUAAAUGUAGAAGUUUACACAUUAAACUCCAAAACCUGGUAUUUGCUGGCCCAUUCCUGACUAAUUUUGGCUCUUUUACCUAUUGUAUUUUAAAGAAAAAUUUACAUAAUAACAAAAAAUAUGAUAGAAGAAUAAUAAAAUAUCCAUUACUAUAAAUUUACACCUCAUAACUUUAUUUUAAAACAAAUUUCAAACUACAAUGCUUUCUUGUUGAGUAGUAGGGUUGUCUAUGGCAAAUUUUAAAUUCUUUUAUUUGCUCAUCACAACUAUUAAAUAUCAGCAAAUUAAUUCACUUUUUCAAGGAUCUGUUUAAUUAGUAACUUUCAUAAAAGAAUGUAUUUUAUGUGAUUAAAGGUUUAAGUUAUAUUACUAAAAAAUGGAAACAUUUCCUAAGCUUAUUUCUAACUAGCUGUUAGAUGAAGAUAGAGUUGGAGAAUUGAUCUCUUUUCAGAGAUUAAGAUAACCUUAGAAUUGUUUUAAAGACAGAACAAGAUUUCCUACAUAUUUCAAUGAGCCACACAGACAGAUGAAAGAAUGUUUUACCUGAAUCUAUCUUAAUGCCACUAAAGACUCAAUGCUAAACAUGUUCAAAACCAUUUCUUUGAUUUAUAAUUACAUUUUCAUCAUUAAAAAAAGUCUUAUUUUUCAUUUUAAAUGCCUUUUGAGUGCAUAAAAUAGUUACUUGAUAGUAAGCUGCUUAAUCUAAGACUUUGCAGUUUUGAACUGUUUCUGGAGAAUAGACCAUUUUUUAUUUGCAUCUGAUAUUAUCUGUUUACGUGUAGAUUAUUAAUGUUUGCAUGCAUAAAAAUAAGCCAGAAACAGAUGAGGUCUUUUUUUGUCUAGAAGAGAAUUGUUGUGCUCACAUGUUUGAGUGAACAGAGAAUUAAAAUAUAGAGUUGAAAUGAAUAAUGUUUACCUGAAACUAAAAUGUACUCAUUGUAAUGUAUCAAUUAAAAUACAAUAGAAACUACGCUGUAGCUGUGUAAUUCUUAGUGAUAGAAGUGAUAUCAACAGUACUGGACAACUGUAACAUAAACAAAACCCCAUUUAUGUUGGUAUGUUGACCUUUACAGGAGGUGAUGUUGAUUGACUUGUAUUUUAUAAGCUUUCCAACAGCUUGUGUAAUCUAGACAGGUGAAAAGAAAAUGUACAUAAUUUUUUUUUUCUGCACAUUGUUUCAAUCAAUAUAAGCUAACCUCUGUAAAUAAAGAUAAUCCAGAACAAG